Molecule: messenger RNA, 2025 nt
Organism: Capronia coronata CBS 617.96
Lineage: Eukaryota; Fungi; Ascomycota; Eurotiomycetes; Chaetothyriales; Herpotrichiellaceae
Product: STE/STE7 protein kinase
Exons: 2
Coding region: 1-2025 (674 amino acids)
Biological process (GO): protein phosphorylation; cellular hyperosmotic response; MAPK cascade
Molecular function (GO): ATP binding; MAP kinase kinase activity
Source: RefSeq, a predicted model, not a curated record
AUGGACAGUACGAUCCCUCAGCGGCCACCCCCGCGCGACCCAUCCACGAGUCCUGAAGACAUACAAUCCGAAUCAUCUCCCAAUGUGUCCCAGUCGCCGUCUCCAGAUCCCGCAUCCAAGCGUCCCUCGUUGAACACGCAAGACGGCAGCAUGGCUGCUCCCAUGAGCCCUUCCUCCGCCCCCCUCGGUCCGACCAACGCAGCAAGAAGGCCAGGCCUGUUUCCCAGCCGUGCGAGUGGCCUGAACUCGGAUAUACAAGCAAAGAUGAAGGCUUUCUCGUUGUCCAGGCAAGGGGCACCUCCUUCGUCGGCACAGAAUAUGAGGCAGCAGUCGUCUGGCCCUGGCGGUUUCGUGGGCGGCCCGAUCUCGGGGUCUUCGCCCGUUCCACACACAAACUCGACGUCUAACCUGCGACUACCGCCGGGCCUCAGCCGUCCCAAUGCACCGAGCUUUGCGUCCUCGCCGUCCUUAGCCGCAGGCACGCCGCGACUGGCGAGCCCCCGCCCUCCUGUCGGCGGUCUGGCGGCGAAACGUGGUCUCAAACCAGGUGGCCUGAAGCUGUCAGACGCCCAAAAGCCUGUGCCCGCCGGGCAGGAGGCGGAGAAACAGGACACUGGAUCUCAGUUCAGCAAGUACUCGAACAUCAUCGACACAAAGACGGGCACGUUAAACUUCAAGAACAAGGCUGUCAUUCACGGCACUGGCAUCGAUUUUGCAGAAGGAAGCACCUUUUCAAUCUCGUUGGAUGAAGUAGACACCAUUUCCGAGCUGGGAAAGGGGAACUACGGCACAGUCUUCCUGGUCCGACAUGCUCGGCCCAGAUUGCGGAGGCCUGGGCUAGGCUUGCGAGGUAACAUGGUGCGACACUCGUCACAGUCGGUGGCCAAGCAGGAUCAAGAUACAGACUCUCACACUCCUACUGCGGGAACUAGCGGUCUGGUUAUGGCGAUGAAAGAGAUCCGUCUGGAACUGGAAGACUCUAAGUUUGCCGCCAUCAUCAUGGAGUUGGACAUCCUCCAUCGCUGUAUCUCGCCCUUCAUUAUUGACUUCUAUGGGGCGUUCUUCCAGGAAGGAUCGGUCUACAUAUGCAUUGAAUACAUGGAUGGCGGAUCCAUCGACAAACUCUACGGGGACGGAGUGCCGGAAGGGGUGUUGAGGAAAAUCACGUUGUCGACGGUGAUGGGGCUGAAGUAUCUCAAGGAUGAACACAACAUCAUUCAUCGAGACGUCAAACCGACCAACAUCUUGGUCAAUAGCCGGGGUCAGGUCAAGAUUUGCGAUUUCGGAGUGAGUGGUAAUCUCGUUGCCUCGAUAGCCAAAACCAAUAUUGGCUGCCAGAGCUACAUGGCCCCGGAACGCAUUUCGGGAGGUGGCAUGGCUCAGGUCGGGGCAAGUGGAGGAGGCUCCUACAGUGUGCAGUCUGACAUUUGGUCAUUGGGUCUCUCCAUCAUUGAAUGUGCACUGGGUCGAUAUCCAUAUCCACCGGAAACUUACGACAACAUUUUCAGCCAGCUGAGUGCCAUUGUUGACGGAGACCCUCCCGACCUGCCGGCUGACCGGUUCUCCGAAGCGGCGAUCGACUUUGUGCGUGGCUGUCUGAACAAGAUUCCACGACUGCGGCCAACGUACGCGAUGCUUCUGAGACACGCCUGGUUGGCGCCGUUGAUGAAGCCUCCCACGAUCUCGGAGGAGGAUGAGGAAGAUGGGGAACAAGCCGCCGAAGCUGGUAUUGAGACGGCAGUCUCCGGCGAGAGUCUUCCCGACACAGCGGACAGGGAAGUGGCCGAAUGGGUGAAGAAUUCAAUGGAAAAGAAGAAGGCUGGAAAGAUGGCGGUCAGCAAGAAGCCUGCCUUGCAUGAGGCACCGCUGGACGCUGUCCCGGGGAGUCCCUUGCUCAACCGGCAGGAGACACUGCCUUGCCCUGAUGAUCCGGCGCCGGAGGACGUCAAAGCCAACCCUGGCGUUCCAGUUGAUUCUCCAGACCUGACGGCGGCAAAAGUAGAGGGCUUAGAUUUUGCUUCAUGA